AUGGGCGAAGCCCCAGGCUUCUGGAUUGUCGCGCGGACUGAUAGACCAGCGGGUCGUGUCAUCCUGGAGAACCCUGGAAAACCCAAGCGUAUCAUAACGGCUGAAACUGCCAACCAUGAAAUGGAACUACGCCAUUUUACUCAGCAACAGCACCCUUCACGAUUUGGCACCGAUUUCUGGACUUUCACCUCCAAGACGAUACAAAUACCGAAUCCUUUGAUGAAGUGUUUCUUAGCCAUGGGGCCUGUUAAGAUAUUGUGGACUUGA
Messenger RNA from Penicillium arizonense, 267 nucleotides. RefSeq lists its product as uncharacterized. The record is from RefSeq and is a predicted model, not a curated record. NCBI's taxonomy places the organism in Eukaryota, Fungi, Ascomycota, Eurotiomycetes, Eurotiales, Aspergillaceae. The transcript has 2 exons. Bases 1 to 267 code for a protein of 88 amino acids.